Messenger RNA from Eriocheir sinensis (Chinese mitten crab), 9406 nucleotides. RefSeq lists its product as uncharacterized. NCBI's taxonomy places the organism in Eukaryota, Metazoa, Arthropoda, Malacostraca, Decapoda, Varunidae. Gene Ontology annotation, cellular component: membrane. The coding region runs from base 1659 to 2714 and encodes 351 amino acids. The record is from RefSeq and is a predicted model, not a curated record. The transcript has 7 exons.
CGAUCUCUCAGCAUGACGUCAUCACCACCAUCACCAUCACCACCAUCACCUCGUCCUCGUCUCGUCCUCGUGUUGGCAGACUCUCAAGCAAGUGACGAGAUCAAUACAUGUAGUCCUCGUCCUCGUCCUCGCUGGCCUCGGGGUGAUGCACGCGUGAGUGUUGCAGUCGGGGAUUCAGGAGGGGGGGUGGAGGAGGCUGGAGGGGAGAGAGAGGGGGGGUACUGCCGUGACUCGGGAGAAAGGAGGAGGGAAGGGAGGGAGGGAGGUAAUGUCGCCCGACCCCGAUAAGCAAGGGAGAAAACACAAUGGAGAUGACAGGUGCGCCGUGUGUCGUGUAUCGCAGGUGGAGGGGCACUGCCUGGCGUGUAUGGGCAGCUGCGCAUGGCGGGGCGUGGGCGUGGGCGAAGAGGGCGCGUGACUGCAGCAGCGGCGGCGUGCAGGCGUGGGCCAGCUGGCGGCGUGUGGCACCGAGGCAGGUGGACUACGACGAAGGGCCAGCUGGCGAACAGUUUGUGCGAAGUCCCCGCGUGACGCUCUCCUCCUCCCCGCUGCUCCUCCCGCUCCCCGCCCCGCCUCUCCCUCCCCGCCGCCGCCACCCUCGCCCUCACCAGCACCCCGCCGCCCCGUCCUCCUCAGUGUGUCCCGCAGCGGAGCGUUGAGUGGCCGCGGGAGUCUCCGGAGCCAGCGCCCCGUCCACGUGUUUCUGGCACCACGGCUGACCAGCGUACUCCCGCGCCGAAGACCUGCCGCCUUCUUCACCUCCUUCAGUAGGCACACUUAGACGCCCCUCCUCCCCUGCACGUCCUAGUGACCUUCAUGGUGCCCAGACGACCUUCCCGUGACUCAGCCCUUUGUGUGUGUGCCGUGAAGACCCGCACUGCUUCACUCCUGUAGGUGCGGGAUACCAGGGACCGCUCGCUACUCAAGGGUCAAUUGAACACGCUGUCAUCUUGGUGUUUACGUCACCACCUGUGGGUCUCCGCGCCAUACACACACACACACACACACACACACACACACACACACACACACACACACACACACAGCCGAGCCAUUAAAGUCGCGUGUCUGGGUCGCUGCGGAACGAGUCUCGGCUGUGAGUUGAUUUGUUUUCAACUCAGACUUGAAAGAAAGAGAAGUCAAAUCACAGAAGAAUCAGAGCAUCAUUUGAAGUCCAAUCAGUGCCUCCCCGACGCCCGCGGCGGGAGGCGGCGCGGCGCGUGACCUUGAUAAAGUUUGCAGCACUUAAGCACAAAGGGUGGACACGAAAGGUGAACAUCGCGACACCUGUGCUGCCGCCCAUAGAAGCCACCUGAAGGAGGCACGACGCAGAGCCUGGCAACAUUACGCAACCCGUGCAGCGCCUUACAUCAUCGUGCCCAGAAGACGUCGAUUCUGGGCUGUUGGACUUGCUCUCGGGGUGUUGCGUGAGGCGGACCAUAACCCAUCAGGACCCCAAGGCCGCGGAGGGGCUGCCCGUGGCCCCCCUCAGCCCCCCGCCCUCAUGCCGGGGUAGCCAGCGCCCGGGGGUUUAACUCAACGAAGCAGUGAUGUCUUAGUCCCAAUCCCAGGAUGUUGUAGCAAUUCACCCCCACCCCCCACACCCCCACCACCUCCACCCCCCGAGGAGCCACACCCUCUGGGCCACAUCCCUCGCCAUGGCCUCGCAGGGGGCUCACCCGGCCUGCCUGUUCCUGGCCCUGACGCUGUUGGUGACGGGCGCGGCCACGGCCAUCCUCUGCACCGCCAUCCUCACCAACUACUGGGAGCUGAUCACCUUCGACAGGGAGGCGGUGGAGGCGAUCACGGCGAGGCACAACAACACCCACACCCUCACCUGGCUAUGGGAGGGCAAGGUGGGAAAGGUGGUCAUACAGCUGGACAAACCCCUGAAGGUGCGGCGCCAGGUGGGGGUCGCGCCGGGGCCAGUGGGACACGGCGGCAUCAACGCCAUGAAGACCCAGAGGUUCCGGCGACAGACCUCCAGAGUGAUCUACCUCGUCCCUCACCACGGCGGCAUCUGGACCCUGUGUGUCGGCCUCUCCGAAGAGGAAAUGGAAGAAGAGGAUAAUAAGAAAAAGGAGAGUAUGUACGAGAAGAAGAAAAAGACGGAGGAAGGAGGAGAAGAAGAAAAAGACGGGGGAAGGAGAAGAAGAAGCAAACGACAAGAAACUGAACAAAGGCAACUGCACGACAAGUUUCCCCUGAGCGGCUGCAUCAACUACCUCUCCUCUCACUCAAUGGGUAGCAGCGAAAAAAAUGACUGGGUGCAGAGUAAGUCUCGGUCUGUCUCUAUCACUACUUCUUGCUCUACCAACAGCACAAGGAAGGAUGGUUGGGUGCAGAGAAUGCAGAACCUCAGCAUCUCGUGUGCCCUCGUGUGCUGCAUCCUGCUCGGCGCCUCGGCAGUGGUCGGCAGCUUCGGCAUCAUCCAGCGGCAGAUCUCGGCAGUCCUCAUCACCGGCGUCAUGUACAUCCUGGCCUCCACCUUCGGCCUGUUCUGCCUCACCAUCAUGCACUUCAAAAGGAGAACAAAGAAGGACUGUGGCGUCUUGGAUUCACAGGUGACGCCAGAGUACAGCUCGGCGCGGGUGUUCGAGACGGGGUGGUCGCUGGAGCUUGGCUGGGGCGGCGUGGUGACGUGCCUGGCGGCGGCGCUGCUGUGGCUGCUGCUGGCACGCAUCAUGCGCUACAACCCCAUCUCCCUGUCCUGAUGUCGCCUCCAUCCCCGGCCCUGGCCACGCCCCUGCCGCCGCGCCCUCCUCGCCUGUCUGCGCGCCUGCGACUGCGUCCCCCUGGCGCCAGACUGAGGGGCGGCACCCCCGGGACAUCACUUAGCCGCUGCUGUGUAAUCAGUGUCAGUGUUAUUGUGCUCAGCGCGUGACCGCCUCCCGCCGCCCGGACCCAGCGUGGAGGGGUGACCUGGAUAGUGUUGUUUGAUGGCUGCGUCUCAGGCUCGGCGAGGGUCACUGCAAGGAGCGUUGAGGCCGCCACGACCCUUCGUCCCCCUGACCUCCUCCUCUCCGGGGCGCCGUGACCUGGGAGCUGCCUGACCCUGGGUGACGAGGCGGCUGCGUUGGCGGGGCGGCCGGGGGUGACGGGCGCCCUGGGGGAUGAGAAGGAUGACUAGGAUAAGGAUAUUGAUGAUGAUGAUGAUGAUGCAUUUACAGAAUUUAUUUAGAAUGUCUCGUCAGUUGCUUUUCUUUUCCACCAAUCUUUGUAAAACACCACACCGCCGAGGUCUUCUGAUUAUUACGUUGUUCAAGGAAACUAAGCAACCAUACUUUUGAUCAAAAUGCGAAACGAAAGUCAAAAAAUACUCCGUCAAUAUACACACACACACACACACACACACACACACACACACACACACACACACACACAUCAUACCUUUGCGUGCGCUGAUUUUACCUGCAGAAACGCAAUAUAGUGUCGCUGUAUUAUUUCGCUGCGGAGGGGAAGAGAGCGAGGCGAAGACACGAGGGUGGAGGCGCCCGGUGUUGCCCGUGUCCAGCUAAGCGUGCGUGUCUGUCCCCUGAGUGGAUAGUAAUGAGAGAGAGAGAGAGAGAGAGAGAGAGAGAGAGACAGACAGACAGACAGACAGACAGACAGACAGACAGGUUAGUUUCGCUUACUUUCAUUCCUCCCUCUAAUCAAAACAAGUGUGAUUUUUCCUUUAAAUUUAAAAAGAUAAAAAUAAAUACUAAGGAAAAAACAUGAAUGAGCACGCUUCUGAGUUUGAUGAAUACGUAUAUAAUGACACGUAUGAAUAUGACGUUCUCUCUCUCUCUCUCUCUCUCUCUCUCUCUCUCUCUCUCUCUCUCUCUCUCUCUCUCUCUCUCUCUCUCUCUCUCGAUAUUCACUUGUUUUCCAGCGCGUAGCAAAUCCCUAGUUCGAAUCUCUUACGAACGCCACACGAACCCAACGAACCCCUUUAUGUGCCCUUUGUACGUUAAUUAUGUGUCAUUUAACCGAUGUAAUAUUUAAUGGGAGAAGAUUUUGUAUAGGGAAUCCAACCCUGUGUAUGUAUAGCAUCGUCGUUUACUGGUAUUACGCCGUUUAUUGUUUUUUUCUUUCCCACGCUGCCUGUGACAAUGCCUCACUAUGACAAUAAUAACGAUAAUAAUGAUAAUAACUUCGAAGCCUAGCCAUGACGUCAUUUCCACGCGCAUCGUUACCAACACAACGACUUACUGACAAUCACGGGAGAGUAUUUUAUUGUCGAUGUUUAGGUCGGCAUUGUCAAACGCUUCCGCCUCUCACAUCAACCAUCUUUGCUAGAUUAUCGUACUCAGAACAUCGUAUUUACCAGUUUCUAACCCAUGACUAUUGCAAAAAAAUACCAACAACUAACCAUUUCAAUGAUAACUAUAAAUGAAUCUAGUUAUCGGCGUGGUGGAGACAGGUUUAGGUCGGAAAUCAGCAAAUAGAAGAGCCUGAGUACGACAAUCUGGCAACGUUCACAUCAAGUAUUUCCAAACCCCCCAAAAAGUAGACCAGUCGGGUUCUGAUAAGUGGAAUUUUAGGUUCAUGGUACAGAAGAAGGGUCAAACUACCACAAGGGUCAAAAACUACCCCUGGAAAUGCCCCAAACUCCUAAGAAAGCUCAGACAGCCUAGUCAAAUAUUUGUGUGUUUGGGCGCCGGAAUGUUUUGAGAAUAUGGGGCUUAGCUCGCCUGUACGCCCUGGGUCACGCUUCCGAGAGAUUUUCAGUCUUCACAGUGGUGGUCAUAACUUUCGGGAACUUCCGUAGAUUUUUUUACAGCAGUGGUUAUCUGCUCAAGGGCAAAAACAAUAAUACAAGCCACAAAUAAUCCAGCAAAUCGUAUCUUCCCUGGAAUUCAUCUUGGCAAUGGUAACUUAAUCAAACAGGAAUUCACCGUGUCAGUAAUAUUCUAUCAGGAGGUCAUCUUUGAAACCGUAUUUUUCAUUGAAUUCAUCGUAUGUUUCGAAACACUCCAGGAAUUUCAGUUGUAAUCGUAUCUUCUCGGGAAUUCGUUUAGGCUAUUGUAACUUAAUCAAACAGGAGUUCACCGUGUCAGUAGUGUUCUAUCAGGAAAUCAUAUUAGUAACUUCAAUUUUCAUGGAAUUCAUCGCAUGUAUCGAAACUUUCCAGGAAUUUCAGUGGUUAUCGUAUCUUUCCUGGAAUUCAUAUUGACAAUCUUAACUGAAUCAAACAGGAAUUCAAGAUCUCAAUCGUAUUAAAAUCAGGAAAUCACACUAGUAACCUCAACUUUCAUGGAACUCAUCGCAUGUACCGAAACUUUCCAGCGAUUUGAAUUUGUUAUAAUCGCAUCUUUCCGGAAAUUCAUAUUGACAAUCUUAACUUCAUCAAACAGGAAUUCAAAGUCUCAAUCGUAUUAAAUCAGGAAAUCAUAUUAGUAACCGAAACUUUCAUGGAAUUCGUUAUUUGUAGCAUUGAUUUGGGGGAUUCAUAUCUUAUCCGCAAUUGCUUUCAUAACAAGGGGAAAACGAGAGCCGCAGAACACACAAUCAUGAAGUCUUGUCCACGCCGCUGCUUGAAGACUCACACGCUGGUCAGGGAAGCAGGAGGCAGGCCAAGGGGUGCUCAGGUGAGGGGAAGGGCCGCGAAGGGGAGUGUGAGCUGCAAAGGAGGUAAAGAUGCAUGGAGGAAGGGAAAGGUACCAUCACACAGUCUUUCGAAGUGACGCAAAAAUGAUGUGGUGAGCGAGUAAUAAAGAUGAGCUGUUUUGGAUGAUGGGAAAAGGACCAUAUGUUAAAAAUCCCUUCUCGAUAAAAUACAUCAAUGAAAAAUGCACAAAAGGGUGAUGGAAGGUUGAAUUUAUGUGUUACUUUCCAUGUAGCGACGAAUCAAGAAGAGUUGUUUGUAUAUAGGGGGAAAAAAACGGUAGUGCGCUUUGGAGGUACUUGCGUUUAAUGGAAAUCCCUUCUCUCCCAAAUACAUCAAUAAAAAAUGCACAAAAGGGAGAUAAAAGGUUGAAUUUGUGUGUUACUUUCUUUCCAUGGAGCGACGAAUCAAGAAGAGUUGUUUGUAUAUAAGGAAAAAAAAUCAUUAGUGUGCUUUGGAGGUACUUACGCUUAAUGGAAAACCCUUCUCGCCAAAAUACAUCAAUGAAAAAUACACAGAAGGAUGAUAAAAGGUUGAAUUUGUGUGUUACUUACCAUGGAGUGACGAAUCAAGAAGAGUUGUUUGUAUAUAGAGAAGAAAACAGACCAAGAGUGCGUUUUGGAGGUACCUGCGUUGAAUGGAAAUCCCCUCUCGCCAAAAUACAUCAAUAAGAAAUACGCAGAAGAGUGAAAAAAGGUUGAAUUUAUGUCACUUUCCAUGGAGCAGCGAAUCAAGAAGAGUUGUUUGUAUAUAGGGAAGAAAAAGACCAUUAGUGUAUUUUGCAGGUCUUCACAAUCAUAUAUCUAAGAAAUCCCCUCUCGCCAAAAUACGUAAAUGAAAAAUAUACAGACAGUUGAUAAAAAAUAAGUAAGUUGAAUAUCCAUGUCAGUACUUUCUUUUUAUCAUCUUCGAUCCGCCUUUGAGAGCGUUAUUUCUAUCCUUGUCGAUCUUUGACACCCCCAUCAAUGAACAAUACACGGAAGAGGGAUAAAAAGAGUUGAAUUCCUCUGUCAGUGCGUGCUUUAUCUUCGAUCCGCCUUUGAGAGUGUUAUUUGUUUCCUUGGCGACCUUUCACAACCACACAUAUACGUCUGCAGCAACAUAACAAACAAGCACAAUCAGCAACAUCAUAGGUAAUAGGAAUAACAUCAACAGUAAUAACAUAAACACCAGUCAACAACAUAACCAGCAUAUAAACACCAGCAACAUAGGCAGCAGCAGCAACAACAUUAUCACCAGACAGCAGCAACAUAAGCACCAGACAGUCAGCAACAUCAGCACUCACCGCAGCACGCACACUCCCCUCGUAAGCCGCAUCAGCCGAGGAAGUGUCAGCUUAAGCUCAACUUUUUUCUCCAGACAAUAUUCGGAUUCGCGUGUGAGCGUAUGGCGUGCGUACGAGUCAAGCGAAGUUAAGUGGGGUACGUUUUUAUGGCAUUCGGUUCGACUUGUUAGUACGCGUAUGUAAGCAGUGUUGGUCGUACGAGUGUUGUUCUUAGGGCGUCAAGUGUUGCAGUCCCGUUGUGUGGUUGGUUGGUUGGCAUGUCUCACGCUACGGGACUGAACUUAAGUGUAUUGAGGGAGUUUACCGCAGAGUUUACCCCAUUUAUGUGUGGGUGUGCAGGUUAACCUCUCAUCUAUUGUUUCUGUCGUGUACAGCUAGUUUUAGUAUUUAUUUAUUUGUGUACACGUACUCUUGUGUAUUAACUUAUUUGAUAGGAAGCCCUCGUCUCUGCCUUAGGCCUCCUUUCUGUAAUUAAACGGAAAUCAGAUGAUGUAUAAUCUUAUUUGUAGAAAAAUCUUAUGCGUUUCAGUAUUAUUAUGAUUAUUAUUAUUGGUAUUAUUAUUUUUUUUAUUAUUUUAUCAUUAUACAUAUUAUGAAUUGUCUCUAACCUACAUUUUUUUUAUUUAUUAUGAGUAGUAUUUUGCAAGGGUAUAUUGUAUGUUCAAAAUUUAAUAUACAAGAAUCUUUGUAAUUAACAGUAGUAGUAGCAGUAGUAGUAGUAGAAGUAGUAGUAGAAGUAGUAGUAGUAGUAGUAGUAAACGUAUACUAGUAUAAAAAAAAAAAAGAGAAUAAGGAGGCAGAGCAGUAUACGGAGAAUCAAUAUGUCACCCUCUCCAGUCCUUAAGACGCCUCUGUCACAGGUACAACAAGUCACCUGUACACACCUGCCCCGGCGCCACCCCGCAGGUAAUAGUGUUUGGAAGGUGUUUUUUGGGGGGGGGUUCUAAAUGGCUAUAACUACGGAGCGAUGUUGGUCAAGGGGGGAUGAGGGGCUUUUGGUGUAUGUAAUAGGCUUUGCAGGGAAUAAAGAGCUUUUAAAUGUAUAUACGUACCUUAUGCUAUCAAGGAGAGAGCUUCUAAAUGUAUGAAUUCACCGUGUGCUUCAUUUUGCCCCAAUUACUUAGGUCACCAUUCUCAGACGCUUCCGCCUCUCACAUCCACCAUUUCCUAAGGCUAAGAAGGAGAUGAAUCGAGUUCUCAUGGUACAGAAGCCUCGUCAGACUACCACGACAGUCAUUAAACUACCUACUGAAACGCCCACAACUCCUCCGAAAGCCUUGCCGUAUGUGUGAGCGCCGAAGUGUUCAAGAAUAAGGCUCGAAUUAGUGUUUUCUUCCGUCACUGUCCGCCUCGCCGCCGCUUAACCUCCUCAUACAUACCCUCUUGUAUACGCUGUCUAUAUAGUGUGUCAGUCUGUAUGUUUGUUCGUCUGUAAACAUAAAGAACAAGUUAUUCUUUGAAAGGUUUGCUGUGUGUAUAUGUUACGGUGUUGUUGUGUUUUUUAUCCGUUUAUUAUAUGUGAAAUUGUAUACACCUACGCUAAAGAGAGAAAGAAAUUUAUGAAGAAAGUUUUAUCGGAAAAAAUGUUAUCAUGAGAAUAUUUUUGUAUGACUCAGCGUUCGACUGUCUGUUUGUAUGUCUGACGCGAUGCUUCGGGAUUCAUUCACAGCUCAUGGUAGGCUUCAUAUGCUUCACACACACACACACACACACACACACACACGGGCGCCACAUUAAGGCAGAUCACAUUCAUUACACUCAGCGGAGGGGAGGAACAUUAUGUGCUUCAUUAAAGGUGUUGCUCCAAUACUCGAAGCUCCGUGAAUCCGUUUCGAAACCUGAACUGCAAAACAACAACAGCAACAAGGGCGCGAAUUAUCUGCAGCAACACUCCUCACACUCAUCGUUUAGCUUCUCAUUGCAACGCUCAUUCUCACUUUUUUAAUGAAAGGUUGUUGGCGUCCUGUCAUCUUUCUGUCGUUUUCGAACAGAUACUCCGAGAAUUCAAAAACUCCACGGAAGUUCAAAUAAAAGGUUCUGAAUCGUUUAUUUUGAGUCUGAAAAACAUAUGGCCCGCGCAAAGCGGUUUUUUUAGAUUACACAUAGCGAUCGUAGUGUUCAAAUUGUGCGGAAAAACUGUUCAACUCUUCGUACUUCCCGUCGGUAUUCUCAGACGCUUCCGGCACUCACAUCAACUAUUUCCAAAGGCCAAAAAAAGAUGAAUCGGUUUCUAAUGAGUGUUUUUUCACAUUCAUGGUGCAGAAGAAUGGUCAUACUACUACCAAGGUCUUAAAACUACCCCCUGGAAAUGCCUGCAGCUCCUACGAAAGCCCUGUCAAAACGUGUGUGCUUGGGCGGCGAAAUGUUUAAAAACACGUCCCAGAGCAACAGACACAGCCACUGUUAUAUUUUUUACCGUUUCGUUCAGGCGCCAAAAUGUACAGUUCCCGCCACGACGACACUGUCCUCCAGGCACCUCCGCCAGGGCUUGUCACAUCCGUAUAUAGCUACAAAUAAAUAAUCUAGUCAUA